AUGUCCUCUGGCGGGCUGCCAGCUAGCCUAGUCGCGGGUAAACCGACUCCCACGAUCAACACUUCUGGCUAUGGAAACAACUUUCAGAAGAACACACCGACUUCCCCCGAAGACAAUUUGAUUCCCUUCGACUCCCCAUCUGCUCGUGUUGCGGGCAACAACAGCCCAUUGACCCCCGAUGAUCGCUCGCCGCGAGGCCUUGAGCCUGAGCAACAAUCCCUGCGUGACCGAUCGAAUGUCAGGGAUCGGUCACGAGCAAACGGACGAGGCCACACCAAGUCUCCCGGCUCGUCUCGUCUCUGUCAGAAAUGUCAUGAACCCUUGACCGGGCAAUUUGUGCGCGCCUUAGGUGGUACUUUCCAUCUGGAGUGUUUCAAGUGCGAGGACUGCGGGGAAAUCGUCGCAUCCAAGUUCUUUCCUGUCGACUCUGAGGAUGGCUCUUGCCAAUUUCCACUCUGUGAAACAGAUUACUUCCGGCGACUGAACCUCCUGUGCCACGAGUGUGGCGGAGCUCUGCGCGGGUCGUAUAUCACAGCACUGGACCGUAAAUACCAUAUCGAGCACUUUACCUGUUCUGUGUGUCCCACGGUGUUUGGAGCUCAGGACUCCUACUACGAGCACGAAGGGCAGGUCUACUGUCAUUUCCAUUACUCGACUCAGUUCGCCCAGCGCUGCCAUGGAUGCCACACCGCCAUCUUGAAGCAGUUUGUGGAGAUCUUCCGUAAUGGACAAAACCAGCACUGGCACCCAGAAUGUUAUAUGAUUCACAAAUUCUGGAAUGUGCGACUGUCACCAACGGGUCAAACGUGGGAGCCGCCGCCAGUUGACACUGACGCAACCCCCGAAGAGCGUGAAAACAUCCGCAAAGAGGAGGAUGCUAUGGAAGAAAAGGUGUACAACAUUUGGAGCACUCUCUCGUCAUUUGAGGAAUCCUCCGCCGCAUGCAUCUCCGAUAUGCUUCUUCACGUGAGUAAUGGCGCCUAUCUCAAUGGAGUGAUUGUCGCCAAGCGCUUCAUCGUUCACGUUGAGAUACUCUUCGUCGCUGUCGAUGAGCUGGCAGAGUUUAUCAAAUCCCACGGGGUCAAGGAAUUAUCAUAUGGGCGAGAGGCGAAGUUGCUAUGCAAAAAGAUCGUCGCGUUCUUUGCCCUGCUUUCCAAGACGCAAGAGACCGGAGUGCGCAAACUGGGUGUGACCCAGGAGCUGCUGUCACUGGUGACGGGGUUGGCUCAUUAUCUCAAACUACUGAUCCGUAUCGGCCUCCAAGGUGCUCUCAAGCUGGAGCGAGAGAAGUCUGCUUCGGACGGUCUGCACAACUUCCUGAGUCAUCUUGCCGACCAGGACACCAUCAUGCUGGCAGAGGAGGAGCAUGCCACGGCGGAUUUGGAUGCUGGUGUGGAGGGUCUCGCAGACCAACUUUCCGAUUGCUGCGCCAUGUGCAAGGAGCCCAUUGACGAUGAGUGUAUCCGCCACGGGGAACAUCGCUGGCACACGAAACCCCCCCAUUUAUCAUGCUCCUCGUGUGAGAAGGAUUUGACAGUUGAUCUGUCAGACGCGCUCUGGAAUGAAAGCCUGCAUUUCGCCUACUGUUCAGAGUGUGCGACCCACCAUAACUUUGGUGGAGAUGUGCAAGACGGAUUCGUGCGGGUAACCAAAUUACAGCAAUAUGUUUUCCUUCUAAGAGUGGCCCUGGCUCGGCUUCUAGAAGUUCUCCGUGCUGGAGGCACGUUACCCGCAUCUACUGAGCACAUGCCUUCCGAGGGUUAUGAGUUGGAGGAUGGAUAUCCCGAGCAAUAUGGGGGCACACAGUCCCGCGGCGCUCAGCGUGGUGGACUUGAGGAAUCAUCUCUCGAGCAGACCGUCGGGGAAAUGCGCCGUCUUCGCUCCCUCCGGAACGAACGUACCCUGUCCACGACGUACAAAAAGGCUCGCGCAUCUCGGAUCAUCGAUGGGCCUGAGGGUCGCAGUGUCCGACCAGGGUCCUCGGGAAAUGAUGGCAGUGAUCCUCGUGGUCCGGAUUUCCAGAUUGUCGAGGAGCGAGACGCCAAUGGCGACACCGUCAAGGAUCUGACCUUUGGCGCCCAGGAUGCGUUGACUUUGGAUGACAUCCCACGCAUCGUUGCGGCAGAGCAAGCCAAAGAGCAGCGACCCAACGCUUACCGACAUGCGGGCACGAAGCUUGUGGGGACCAUGGAUGGCAUGCCCACCUAUAAGCCUGGUCACGCCCGUGAAAUGUCCAGGAACCAGUUGGACGCGCUUGCGGACUCGGCUGCUCGAAGCAAGCGCUAUUUCUCUGAACUCACGGCAUUAGAAUACUUCAUUGUGCGCCAUGUGGCAGUUUUGUCCAUGGAGCCACUUCUGGAGGGACAAUUUACCAUGGAGGAAUUACUCUCCCUCAUCGAGUCCCGAAAACCCACCAUCUGGAAUAUCUUUGGACGGGCCUUCAAGGAUGAGAAGAAAAAGGGUAAGAAGAAGGGCGUGUUUGGAGUGUCUCUUGAUUAUUUGGUUGAGAAGGAAGGCGCCGAGUCUGGCCAUGGUGUUGGACCGGGUGCCUUGAGGAUCCCCGCCCUUGUGGAUGACGCUAUAUCGGCAAUGCGACAAAUGGACAUGUCGGUUGAAGGAGUGUUCCGCAAGAAUGGCAACAUUCGAAGGCUCAAAGAAUUGGCCGAGUUGAUCGAUACAAAGUACGAUCAGGUGGACAUGUCCAAAGAGGGUCCUGUCCAAAUCGCCGCGCUGUUGAAGAAAUUCCUCCGCGAGAUGCCUGACCCGUUGAUGACUUUCAAGCUUCAUCGACUGUUUGUUGCGUCCCAAAAAUUGUCCGAUCCGGAGAAGCAAAAGAGAGUCUUGCACCUCGCCUGCUGUCUUCUUCCCAAAGCUCACCGCGAUACGAUGGAGGUCUUGUUUACGUUCCUGAACUGGACCUCGUCGUUUUCGCACAUUGAUGAAGAAUCGGGCAGCAAGAUGGACAUUCAUAACCUCGCCACAGUCAUGACCCCAAACAUUCUCUAUCCUAAUACGAAAAAUGGCACAGUGGAUGAAAGUUUCUUGGCCAUUGAGGCGGUCAACUCGCUCAUCACGUUCAAUGACACCAUGUGUGAGAUCCCGGAGGAUCUGCAGGCCGUCUUGAGCGAUACCACGCUAUUCAAAGAAAACUCCGAAGUCACCACGAAGGACAUCUUGAAACGUUACGGUGACAUUGCUAGAGGCAGUCUGUCAUCGAAACCUGACAAUGGGUUUGACGCGUUCACAAUCAACAAUCAUCGCAACCAAAGCACCCCGACCGCCGCUCGAAUUGAGACUGAUCCGUCUCAGGACACUGCCUGGCAAAUGCAGAGUUCUGUGCGCCACGUCGCUGGGCCCGGUGGUCACUCGCAGUCGGGCAAUGCUCAGCCCCAGGCUGGGUUUGACUUUGCGCCCCCACCAGCCGCUUAUCAUCGUGACCGAAGCCAUAGCAACGGCAGUCAGAGUCACCCUGAUGGACAACAUCCAUCGCAUCCUCAACAAGGUUUACCCUACCGUCCACGGCCCGGGCCAGGCGCCAUGGGUGUCACGGGUUAG
Messenger RNA from Penicillium oxalicum, 3555 nucleotides. Its product is annotated as GTPase-activating protein LRG1. The record is from RefSeq and is a predicted model, not a curated record. Lineage: Eukaryota; Fungi; Ascomycota; Eurotiomycetes; Eurotiales; Aspergillaceae. The coding region runs from base 1 to 3555 and encodes 1184 amino acids. Gene Ontology annotation, cellular component: cytoplasm. Gene Ontology annotation, biological process: signal transduction; actin cytoskeleton organization. The transcript has 6 exons.